Salvelinus sp. IW2-2015 is the source of this 1967-nucleotide messenger RNA. Its product is annotated as protein PALS2-like. The record is from RefSeq and is a predicted model, not a curated record. Lineage: Eukaryota; Metazoa; Chordata; Actinopteri; Salmoniformes; Salmonidae. Gene Ontology annotation, cellular component: plasma membrane; cell-cell junction.
UUGUGUUGGUGUGUACUGAUGUGUGUCAACAGGGAUUCUGUGUGGUACAAUAACUGGAAAGAAAAAGAAGAAAAUGAUGUACCUAACAGCCAGGAACGCAGAGUUUGACAGGCACGAGCUGCAGAUCUAUGAGGAGGUGGCCAAGAUGCCCCCGUUCCAGAGGAAGACCUUGGUUCUGAUUGGAGCCCAGGGGGUGGGCCGCCGUAGCCUCAAGAACCGACUGGUGGUCCUCAACCCAACACACUUCGGAACCACCAUCCCCUUCACCUCCCGGCGUCCCCGUGACGAUGAGCUGGACGGUAACUCGUACCAGUUCGUAACACGGACGGAGAUGGAGGCGGACGUGAAGGCGGGCCGUUACCUGGAGCACGGCGAGUAYGACGGGAACCUCUACGGAACCAAGAUGGACUCCAUCCACGAGGUGGUGGACACGAGACGAACCUGCAUCCUGGACGUCAACCCACAGGCUCUGAAGGUACUAAAGACAGCAGAGUUCAUGCCRUAUGUGGUGUUCAUCGCAGCACCAGAGUUUGAGACGCUCAAGGCCAUGCACAAAGCUACGGUGGACGCUGGAAUCACCACCAAACAACUCACGGAUGUGGAUCUGAGGAAGACUGUUGAUGAGAGUGCUCGUAUCCAGAGGGCCUACAACCACUACUUCGACCUCRUCAUCACCAACGACAACCUGGACCACGCCUUCGAGACGCUACAGGCUGCCGUCGACAAACUCUGCUCCGAACCACAGUGGGUCCCCGUUAACUGGGUCUACUGAACCCCAACCGGACACUGUCUGACUGGGUCAACUUGACCUAGUGUGUUCAACCCCCGAGGCGGGGGAAAGGACAUGAGAAAGGGGGUUGGUAAUCUGUGGUACUUUGACGGGGGGAAAACCAACCAAACCAAGCGCCUCCUCCUCUCUCCUUACUUCCUGCACACAAUGCAACUGUUUUCUACUGGAAACUCGAAGGGAAAGACUUCUUAUAUAUUUUAGUAUUUUGUAACUUUUUACGAACGAUCUUUCUAUUCAUACCAACGUGGAAUUCAAAAACAUGAAAAAAUAAACAUCAAGGCCAAUCAUUUGGGCCAUAUUUUUUAAUUUAUUUGUUAUUACGUUAGUUUUUUUGUAGUUGUAUCCCUGAGAAGGAAUGAURUUUUUUCUUCUUGUCUGGGGACUGCUCUAGAAAGAGUAUUUAUUAUUGUUAUAUCAACACAGGUCAACAAUGAAGAUGAGACACUAUGCAAUAUUCCAGGACUCUGAGCACUGUUGCCAAGGAAACCUUUUUACKGCGCAUGUCAUUGCCAUGACAACUAGUGUGUCUCAGACCGAAUCCUGUGGACAUCCCUUGUGUGAUUGUCGUAGACCCCCCCCUCCUCCAAAUACCCUACAGUGUACUGUUAGGCUACCCCCUGAUUUGUUUGUAUUUACCUCUUUAGAAUUGUGAYCUCAGCAAAAAUGAACUUGUCUGAAUAUCUACCCCUCACACAUCCUACAAAGAGAAUGAAAGGAAAAGAGCUUUACACUUUACAUUGUACUAUUGAAUAUCAGCAUUUUAACACUGUGUUUCUUAGUUUUUCUUUUAUUACCGUAGGAUUCACUGUCUUUUGUGGCUAUGAUGAUCAUUUUUAGCUUAGUGACUUUUUUUGUCUCCCAUGAUCCUUUGCUUUGUGYUGUUUUCUAUAUUGAACAGACUACAUCCUGUUUUUACCAUUCACCAUCUACCCUGAUCUGUAUGUAAGGUGCUUGACGUUUUUUAAUUAGUUGAUGUGGCACGAAACAAUACUAUCCCACAGUCCUCCAGUGUCAAAGCCCCAAAGCCCUCCUGUGCUGUAACCCAAAUACUAUAUUCUGACUGUUUUCUUUGGUCAUUCUGAACAAAGUCCCAACUGGUGUCCAACAACAACCUUGUGUUUUGAAACACAUCUCUAAAGCAAUACAUUGUUUCAUUAAAUUUACAGAAAUUAAUCUG